This is a messenger RNA of Sarcophilus harrisii (Tasmanian devil), 1168 nucleotides long. RefSeq names its product prolactin (gene PRL). Gene Ontology annotation, biological process: positive regulation of lactation; female pregnancy; response to nutrient levels. The transcript has 5 exons. The record is from RefSeq and is a predicted model, not a curated record. Gene Ontology annotation, molecular function: hormone activity; prolactin receptor binding. NCBI's taxonomy places the organism in Eukaryota, Metazoa, Chordata, Mammalia, Dasyuromorphia, Dasyuridae. Bases 331 to 1017 code for a protein of 228 amino acids. Gene Ontology annotation, cellular component: extracellular region.
UUCACAGUUCUCUUGAUUCUUCUCAUUUCCCACCUACGCUCCUAGUCCAAGACAGUACACUGAAAUUAAUUAAUCAAAAUCUUUCCUAGAAUGUCAAUUUCUGACCAAUAUGUCUUCCUGAAUAUGAAUAGGAAAUAAAAUACCAUUUGAUGUUUAUAAUUAUGUGUAUAAUCUCAAUGACGAGAGUGUAUGAUCAGGUAAGGGUUGGGAAUAACUUGAUUAACAUAUGUAGUAUGAGUUCCUGAGCCCUUAUAAAGCACUAUCUGUGGAACAAGAAACUAUAGGAUCACCAACUCCUGGUGAAACACAGUGCAAACCACAGUCACCAUCAUGUACACCAAAAGGUCACCGUUGAAAGGGUCAUUACUGCUACUGCUGCUAAUGUUAAACCUGCUCCUGUCAAGGAGCGUGGAAUCUCUGCCCAUCUGUCCCAGUGGGGCUGUCAACUGCCAGGUGUCCCUCAGCGACCUUUUUGACCGUGCAGUCAUGCUCUCUCACUAUAUCCACUCUCUUUCUUCAGAAAUGUUCAAUGAAUUUGAUGAACGGUAUGCCCAGGGAAGAGGAUUCAUAACCAAGGCCAUCAAUAGCUGCCAUACUUCUUCUCUUUCUACUCCUGAAGACAAAGAGCAAGCUCAGCAAAUCCAUCACGAACAACUCCUAAAUCUAGUGCUUGGGGUCCUGCGUUCCUGGAAUGAACCCCUGUACCAUUUGGUCACUGAAGUACGGAGUAUGCAAGAAGCCCCUCACACCAUCCUCUUGAAAGCCAUGGAGAUUGAGGAGCAAAACAAACGACUUCUAGAGGGCAUGGAAAAGAUAGUGGGUCAGGUUCAUCCAGGUGAGAGAGAAAAUGAGGUCUACUCUGCCUGGUCAGGACUUCCAUCCCUUCAGAUGGCUGAUGAGGACGCUCGUCUCUUUGCAUUUUAUAAUUUGUUGCACUGUCUGCGCAGAGACUCACACAAGAUUGACAACUACCUGAAGCUACUGAAAUGCCGGCUCAUUCAUGAUAGUAACUGCUGAGCCAAUAUCCCCCUUGUUCUCCCCCAAAUAGUUUCUCUGCCCUUACUGAUCCCUCCCUUAGGGAGAUUUUUCUAGCUUUCAUGCUUCAUGAUAUAUGUUUUUCUGAAAUGGUUCUCCUAUUAAAAACAAAAACAGGUACUCCUAGAGAACU